UUAGGACGGCCCUGUCUCGUGGAGGAACUGGUUUACGCACGGGGCUCAGUAGUAGUUGAAAUGGACUACAUUUCUUAGCGGAUGUGCCGAGUUUCUGAUUCAGGACUGGUGUAGGGGGGCUACUGAAACUGAAUGGGAGCAGUCACUGGAUUUGUGUGAUACCAGCGCAAGCCACCCAGACUACCUACUACAGCCCAUCAUAUUUGACUUUUGGGGACGUUUAGGGCACAAACGGAACAAGAUCGCCUCUACUGCUCCUGCUGUCCCCUUCCCCUUUCCUUCCUCGCGGAUUCUUCAGAAAGAUAAAUCCUCCAGAAAUGGCUCAGAUACUGCCGAUACGAUUUCAGGAACAUCUGCAGUUGCAGAACAUGGGCGUGAACCCAGCCAACAUUGGGUUCAGCUAUCUGACAAUGGAGUCGGACAAGUUCAUCUGCAUCAGAGAGAAGGUGGGGGAGCAGAACCAGGUGGUGAUUGUGGACAUGUCUGACCCCACCAACCCAAUCAGGAGGCCUAUCUCAGCUGACAGUGCCAUCAUGAACCCUGCGAGCAAGGUCAUCGCCCUGAAAGCUGCCAAGACGCUGCAGAUCUUCAACAUUGAGAUGAAGAGUAAGGUGAAGGCUCACACUAUGACCGAAGAGGUCAUGUUCUGGAAGUGGAUAUCGGUAAACACUGUCGCCUUGGUGACGGAUACGGCCGUCUAUCACUGGAGCAUGGAGGGGGAUUCCCAACCUGCCAAGGUAUUCGAUCGGCACGCCAGUCUGGCCGGAUGUCAGAUCAUCAACUACAGAACUGACGAACAACAGAAGUGGCUACUGCUGAUAGGGAUUUCUGCGCAGCAAAACCGUGUGGUCGGGGCGAUGCAGCUGUAUUCUGUUGAUAGGAAAGUGUCCCAGCCCAUCGAAGGCCACGCUGCUGCAUUCGGGGAUUUCAAAGUGGAGGGAAAUGCCAAACCCUCCACCCUCUUCUGCUUUGCUGUGCGCUCACAGGCUGGGGGAAAGUUGCACAUCAUUGAAGUUGGUCAGCCAGCUGCAGGAAACCAACCAUUUGCUAAGAAAGCAGUGGAUGUGUUUUUCCCUCCAGAGGCCCAGACAGACUUUCCUGUAGCUAUGCAGAUUGGUAGUAAGCAUGGUGUCAUAUAUUUGAUCACAAAGUACGGAUACAUUCACCUGUAUGACCUGGAGUCUGGAGUGUGUAUCUACAUGAACCGGAUCAGUGCGGAGACCAUCUUUGUAACCGCACCUCAUGAAGCCACCUCGGGAAUUAUUGGGGUCAACAAGAAGGGACAGGUCUUGUCAGUGUGUGUUGAAGAGGAAAACAUUGUGAACUAUGCCACCAACGUCCUGCAGAACCCUGAUCUAGCCUUGAGGAUGGCUGUGAGGUCAAACCUGGCUGGGGCUGAGGAGAUUUUUGCCAGGAAGUUCAACACUCUGUUUUCACAGGGAAGUUAUUCAGAGGCUGCAAAGGUUGCAGCAUUAGCACCCAAGGGUAUCCUGCGGACGGCAGAGACCAUCCGUAAGUUUCAGAGUGUCCCGGCCCAGCCAGGCCAGGCCUCUCCACUGUUGCAGUACUUUGGUAUUUUGCUGGACCAGGGCCAGCUCAACAAGUUUGAGUCUUUGGAGCUGUGCAGACCCGUCCUGCAGCAAGGCCGCAAGCAACUCCUGGAGAAAUGGCUGAAGGAGGACAAGCUGGAGUGCUCAGAAGAGCUGGGAGACCUUGUGAAGGCGUCUGACCCCACCCUCGCUCUUAGUGUGUACCUCCGUGCUAACGUCCCCAACAAGGUGAUCCAGUGCUUCGCUGAGACUGGCCAGUUCCAGAAGAUAGUGCUUUAUGCUAAAAAGGUGGGCUACACCCCAGACUGGGUGUUUUUGCUGAGAAAUGUGAUGCGUGUCAAUCCAGACCAGGGACUGCAGUUUGCCCAGAUGCUGGUCCAGGAUGAGGAGCCACUGGCCAACAUCAACCAGAUCGUAGAUGUGUUCAUGGAGGGCAGCCUGAUCCAACAGUGCACUUCCUUCCUGUUGGAUGCCCUGAAGAACAACCGCCCAGCCGAAGGACACUUGCAGACACGUCUGCUUGAGAUGAACCUCAUACAUGCCCCCCAGGUAGCGGAUGCAAUCCUGGGGAACCAGAUGUUCACCCACUAUGAUCGUGCCCACGUUGCUCAGCUGUGUGAGAAGGCAGGCCUGCUGCAGAGAGCUCUUGAACACUACACUGACCAGUAUGAUAUCAAACGAGCCGUGGUGCACACACAUCUGCUCAACCCUGAGUGGCUGGUCAACUUCUUUGGCUCUUUAUCAGUAGAAGACUCGUUGGAGUGUUUAAGGGCCAUGUUGUCGGCCAACAUCAGACAGAACCUGCAGCUGUGUGUCCAGGUAGCGUCUAAGUAUCAUGAGCAGCUGGGGACACAGUCGUUAGUGGAGCUCUUUGAAUCCUUCAAGAGCUACGAGGGCUUGUUCUACUUCCUUGGGUCGAUUGUGAAUUUCAGCCAGGAGCCUGACGUUCACUUUAAGUACAUCCAGGCUGCUUGUAAAACUGGUCAGAUCAAAGAAGUGGAGAGAAUCUGUAGAGAGAGCAACUGCUACGACCCGGAGAGGGUGAAAAAUUUCCUCAAGGAGGCCAAGCUAACUGACCAGCUUCCUCUUAUCAUCGUGUGUGAUCGCUUUGACUUCGUCCAUGACCUGGUGCUCUACCUCUACCGCAACAAUCUGCAGAAAUACAUUGAAAUCUACGUACAGAAAGUGAAUCCCAGUCGCUUACCGGUGGUGAUAGGUGGUCUGUUGGAUGUAGACUGUGCUGAGGAUGUCAUUAAGAACCUGAUCAUGGUGGUCAGAGGGCAGUUUUCCACUGAUGAGCUGGUGGAGGAGGUAGAGAAGAGGAACAGGUUAAAACUUCUAUUGCCAUGGCUGGAGUCCCGUAUCCAUGAAGGAUGUGAGGAGCCAGCUACCCACAACGCCUUGGCCAAGAUCUACAUUGACAGCAACAACACACCGGAGCGCUUCCUAAAGGAGAACCCGUUCUACGACAGCGCCGUGGUUGGAAAAUACUGCGAGAAGAGAGACCCCCAUCUGGCCUGUGUGGCUUAUGAGAGAGGACAGUGCGAUCUGGACCUCAUCAAAGUGUGCAAUGAGAACUCGUUAUUCAAGAGUGAGGCUCGAUAUCUGGUACGACGGAAAGAUCCAGAGCUUUGGGCGAACGUGUUGGAAGAAAACAACCCCUUCAGAAGACAACUAAUCGACCAGGUGGUGCAGACAGCUCUGUCAGAGACCCAGGACCCAGAGGAGGUGUCAGUCACAGUCAAGGCCUUCAUGACUGCAGACCUGCCCAACGAGCUAAUUGAGCUGCUGGAGAAGAUUGUACUUGAUAACUCUGUCUUCAGUGAACACCGAAACCUCCAGAACCUGCUGAUUUUGACGGCCAUCAAGGCAGAUCGCACUCGUGUGAUGGAGUACAUUAACAGGCUAGACAACUAUGAUGCUCCAGACAUUGCUAAUAUUGCCAUCAGCAACGAGCUCUUUGAAGAAGCGUUUGCCAUUUUCAAGAAAUUCGAUGUCAACACCUCAGCUAUACAGGUUUUGAUAGAGCACAUAGGGAACUUAGAUCGUGCCUAUGAGUUUGCUGAGCGCUGUAAUGAGCCCGCAGUGUGGAGCCAGUUAGCCAGAGCUCAGCUGCAAAGAGACCUGGUCAAGGAGGCCAUUGACUCGUAUAUUAAAGCUGUUGACCCUUCAGCGUACAUGGAGGUGGUCAACGCAGCCAGCAAGAACAAUAACUGGGAAGACUUGGUCAAAUUCCUCCAGAUGGCUCGGAAGAAAGCAAGAGAGUCGUACGUGGAGACAGAGCUGAUCUUUGCUCUAGCUAAAACGAACCGUCUGGCUGAGCUGGAAGAGUUUGUCAGUGGGCCCAACAAUGCUCACAUACAACAGGUGGGCGAUAGAUGUUAUGAGGAGGGUAUGUAUGAAGCAGCCAAGCUCUUGUACAACAAUGUGUCCAAUUUUGCUCGCCUUGCUUCAACUCUAGUCCACCUCGGAGAGUACCAGGCAGCCGUGGACAGCGCCAGGAAAGCCAACAGCACACGGACGUGGAAGGAGGUGUGUUUUGCAUGUGUGGAUGGCGAGGAGUUUCGGCUGGCACAAAUCUGUGGCCUUCACAUAGUGAUCCACGCUGAUGAGCUGGAGGACCUGAUCAGCUACUAUCAGGACCGCGGGUACUUUGAGGAACUCAUUGCUCUUCUGGAGGCUGCGCUGGGUCUGGAGCGUGCCCACAUGGGCAUGUUCACCGAGCUCGCCAUCCUCUACUCAAAGUUCAAACCUCAGAAGAUGAGGGAGCACCUGGAGCUCUUCUGGUCCAGAGUCAACAUCCCAAAGGUCCUCCGUGCAGCAGAGCAGUCUCAUUUAUGGGCAGAGCUGGUUUUCCUUUAUGAUAAAUAUGAAGAGUUUGACAAUGCCGUCCUCACAAUGAUGUCUCAUCCAACCGACGCGUGGAAAGAAGGGCUGUUCAAAGAUAUUAUUGCUAAGGUUGCCAAUGUGGAGUUGUACUAUAAAUCUCUUUCCUUCUACCUGGAAUACAAACCUCUCCUACUGAAUGACCUGCUGACCAUUCUGUCUCCACGGUUGGACCACAGCCGAGCUGUCAACUUUUUCAGCAAGGUGAACCAGCUGAAGUUGGUCAAGCCUUACCUGAGGUCUGUCCAGAAUCACAACAACAAGUCAGUAAACGAAGCCCUCAACAACCUGCUGACAGAGGAGGAAGACUACCAGGGCCUAAGAGCAUCCAUUGAUGCCUAUGACAACUUUGAUACCAUUGCCCUGGCACAGAGGUUAGAGAAACAUGAACUGAUUGAGUUCAGACGCAUUGCUGCCUACCUGUACAAGGGCAACAACCGCUGGAGACAGAGUGUAGAGCUCUGCAAGAAGGACAAACUCUACAAGGAUGCCAUGCUGUACGCCGCAGAGUCUAAGGAAGCUGAGCUGGCAGAGACUCUGCUCCAGUGGUUCCUGGAGGAGGGCAGGAAGGAGUGCUUUGCUGCCUGCCUGUUCGCCUCCUAUGACCUGCUGCACCCCGACGUUGUGCUGGAGCUUGCAUGGAGGCAUAACAUCAUGGACUUUGCUAUGCCGUACUUCAUCCAGGUCAUGAGAGAGUACCUGACAAAGGUUGAUGAGUUUGCAGCGAAGGUGACGGUGGACAAACUGGAGGAGGCAGACAGCCAAAGGAAAACUGAAGAGGAGGUGACAGAGCCUCAGCCGAUUGUGUUUGGCCAGCAGCUGAUGUUGACUGGCUCUCCUGCUCCAGUGGCUCCCCAGCCAGCGUACCCAGGCUACGGCUACCCUGCCGCCACCGUUGCGGGCUAUCCUGCUCAGCCCCCCACUGCGGGCUACCCUGCUCAGCCCACUGCUUAUGGCUUCAACAUAUAGAGGCCUGACCCUGCCUCUCCAGCCCCUCUCUCCUCUCUCCCCCCUACACACACUCACACACCUUGGACCUGAACCGUGCUGCUCUGGGUCUCAACUGGCCAAGUGACGACACGGAGACCCCUGAAACUCAACUCGGCCUUCAUUCCCCGAUGAGACUCCACCCAAGUUCACUGAAACUGCAAUAGAUAUCCUUCAUCUCUACUUUCUACACACACACACACACACACACACACACACACACACACACACACACACACACACACACACACACACACACACACACACACACACACACACACACUCUCUUUAAGAUGGCAUCAAGGCUGUUGGACCCCCCCUCCCGCCCCCCACUUCUCAUUGUUCCACUUGGACAUUAUAACUGCAUCACUGAUCUAUACAGCAUGAAGUCUCCUCCAGCUCCUAGAGGAAUUAACAUACCGAAGAUUAGUGACACCAAACCACUCUGUCCUGUUGCUGUUCCAUGUAGACUUUAUUAACCAUAGAGCAGCUUUUUUUCUUAUUUCCUAGAGAUUCCACACUGAUGAGGAAGAGACUUUGUUACUGAGGAGUAGAGGGGCGUGUGUGUCCCCCUCCCUGCUACAGCCGUGUAUACUUUGAGGAGGUGGCAAAAAAACAGGCUCAUUUGUUCAUAUUUAAUUUCACAACUGUCUCAUGCUAAGAUUAGAAAGACAGUUACUGUGCAAUAGUUUUUAUUUUAUUUUUUAUUUUUUUUGUCCUUUCACAACAGGUACAAAGUGUUUGCUGUAUACAGACGACAGCUUGUUUAUGAGGUUACGGUAGUGUGUGUGUGUGUGUGUGUGUGUGUGUGUGUGUGUGUGUGUGUGUGGCCUCUAAAGCCUUCGAAGGUUAAGUCGCCAAACCAAGAGACACUCAUUGAAAUUUCCACUCCCCUGCAGCCGCAAACCUAUUGCUUUGUCAGAGCGGUUUGAUCUCGUCAGUCGACUUUUCGGACUCAGAUACUGGACAUCAGGAGUUUCAGGAUGAUUGUGAAAAAAAGAGGAAAGAAAGGAGGUGAAAUAAUAAAAAAAAUGCUAUAUGCUGUAGUCCGUGCAUGUGCUGCCAAACUAUAAAGCUGCAAACAGGAGCACAAUUUCCAUGUUACACAAGUAUAUCAAGUAUUACUAAUGUUGUGUCAAAAACAAAGUGAUGUUCCAUGAAACUUUCUCACCCAACUAACAGAAACCGAUGAUGAAGCUCCGACAGACUUGAGAUGAAAACACAGGGGAACAUUAGCUCACAUUCUGGUGCCAGUUGGUUAAAAAAAAAAAAAAAUCAUUAUUGUACUGAAAACGGUGUAUAAUUUAAGAUAUAUUGAAAUACCUAACUAAUCCAAGAAUUCAAAUAUUAUGGAAAACCAUAUGUAUUGUCUAUAAUGUGUUGUUGUAGUCUUAAAAAGCAUAAUGAUUUUGUAAGAAAAGGACAAAAUGCAAAAACAGCAGGUUAAUAAAUGGCAAAGUCUUGACAAGGCUGCUAGAAGUGG
Messenger RNA from Micropterus dolomieu (smallmouth bass), 6906 nucleotides. It is a transcript of the gene cltcl1, whose product is annotated as clathrin, heavy chain-like 1. The record is from RefSeq and is a predicted model, not a curated record. The coding region runs from base 318 to 5405 and encodes 1695 amino acids. Gene Ontology annotation, biological process: receptor-mediated endocytosis; intracellular protein transport. Gene Ontology annotation, molecular function: clathrin light chain binding; structural molecule activity. The transcript is spliced from 32 exons. Gene Ontology annotation, cellular component: clathrin-coated endocytic vesicle; clathrin coat of trans-Golgi network vesicle; clathrin coat of coated pit. NCBI's taxonomy places the organism in Eukaryota, Metazoa, Chordata, Actinopteri, Centrarchiformes, Centrarchidae.